This is a messenger RNA of Sodiomyces alkalinus F11, 1044 nucleotides long. Its product is annotated as Homocysteine S-methyltransferase. The transcript is spliced from 2 exons. The record is from RefSeq and is a predicted model, not a curated record. Gene Ontology annotation, biological process: S-methylmethionine cycle. NCBI's taxonomy places the organism in Eukaryota, Fungi, Ascomycota, Sordariomycetes, Glomerellales, Plectosphaerellaceae. Gene Ontology annotation, molecular function: S-adenosylmethionine-homocysteine S-methyltransferase activity. Bases 1 to 1044 code for a protein of 347 amino acids.
AUGACAGUGACCUCGGCAUCGUCGUCGAGCCCAGACUCGGUCGCUGUUCUCCUGCUCGACGGCGGCCUGGGAACAUCUCUCGCAGACGACUACGGCGUGCGAUUCGGUCCUCACACGCCUCUGUGGUCGUCCCACCUCCUCAUCGCCGACCAGACCACCCUCCUCGCCUGUCAGAGGGACUUUGCCGAGGUGCCCGUGGAUAUCAUUUCCACGGCGACCUACCAAGUCUCCCUCCAGGGGUUUGCGAACACCGUCACGAGCCGCUUCCCCAAUGGGAUUGGCAGGGGGGAUAUCAUCCCCUUUAUCCGGGACGCGGUUCGCAUCGCCGAGGACGCCGCAGGGUCUACCGGAGCGAGGGUCGCGUUGAGCUUGGGGCCGUACGGUGCUUGCAUGGUGCCUAGCCAAGAGUACAGCGGACGGUAUGAUGAGCAGCAUGACUCGGUGGACGCACUCAGGGGGUGGCAUGUUGACUGCUUGGGUCUUUUCCAGGAGGCCGGGGUUUUCUCUUCCCCCGUGGCCGGCUACGUGGCGCUGGAGACGGUCCCGAGGGUCGAUGAGAUUGUUGCCCUCCGGCAGGCCUUGGAUGAGACUCGUGCGGUCGCGUUUGGAACGCCGUUCUGGAUCUCCUGUUUGUUCCCCCGGGAAGAGGAAGGGAAAGAGUUUACCCUCCCCGACGGGUCCAGCGUGAAGGAGGCGGUUGCGGCCAUGUUGGACGUCUCCCUCAGGACCCUCAUCUCUAGCUAUGAAAGGGCCGUUGCGGAGCUUCUUGCAGCUGAGCAGAUCGACGCCGCUCCUCCGGCGCUCAUCCUUUAUCCGGAUGGAACGAACGGAGAGGUCUACAACACCAGCACACAAACCUGGGAGCUUCCCGAGGGCACUGGUCAACGGGACAUAUCUUGGGAGACACAGUUGGCUCAGAUUGUGCGGGAGACGCGAUCUCGAGGACGGUGGAGGCAGAUCGUCGUGGGGGGGUGCUGCAAAGCCGGUCAUCGCGAGCUUGGUCGACUCUGUCGGGAGUUGCAGCAACAGGGUCUCAGAGGGUGA